AUGACCAUACUUGAGAUUGUUUUACCGAAGACUUCAUCUAUUUGGAAGAAGAUAGCCGCACUAGAGGCCUUCAAAGGAAAGCGAAUCCCUCACUUCAAACCAUUGCUAACUGAGCUUCCACUUCUUCGGGAAACAGAAGUGAUUGGUCUGGUUGACUCUUUUAUCUGGUUAUUGAAGACGAUAGAAAAUCUCAUAAAUGACAUUUCAAGAAGCACACUCGAUAGCUACAAGAAGAAACAAAAGUUGAUAGAAGAGGCCAUAGCAGAUGAAUAUGCCAAGAUUGAUAACUCUAAAACAGAGUAUAAAGAGAUGCAAAAGCAGAUGAACGAUUUGCAUAAGCAAAUGGAUGAUCUGCAUAAGAAGAUAGACUCGGUGUGA
Molecule: messenger RNA, 378 nt
Organism: Arabis nemorensis
Lineage: Eukaryota; Viridiplantae; Streptophyta; Magnoliopsida; Brassicales; Brassicaceae
Source: the annotation of a GenBank genome assembly